This is a messenger RNA of Dracunculus medinensis (Guinea worm), 327 nucleotides long. The record is from the annotation of a GenBank genome assembly. Lineage: Eukaryota; Metazoa; Nematoda; Chromadorea; Rhabditida; Dracunculidae.
AUGGCAACACGUCUCAGAGAAGAUCGCGAUUCAGCGAAUUGCUUAAGGAAAGCAAAAAAAGUAUCAGUACCAAUUGUACCAGAUAUUAUCAAUAUGGACCUUGGUCGAACCGUAAAAUUUAUGGAUGAACAAAAAGCCGAACUUAGUCAUAAAUAUCCGUAUUUUCGUCCAAAUAUUUUAAAUCUACCAUCAACAAGUUCAACAAAACAACCAGUGCGACGAUAUAUUUCUCAUAAAGCAGAUCCACUAUUAAUGAAUUAUUGCAUUUAUUCUGGUCGCUAUGCUUUUCCUCUUCAUCGUCUAUUAGUCCACAUAAUUUCUGGUUGA